Westerdykella ornata is the source of this 1051-nucleotide messenger RNA. RefSeq lists its product as uncharacterized. The coding region runs from base 122 to 853 and encodes 243 amino acids. NCBI's taxonomy places the organism in Eukaryota, Fungi, Ascomycota, Dothideomycetes, Pleosporales, Sporormiaceae. The transcript has a single exon. The record is from RefSeq and is a predicted model, not a curated record.
AGUAUGCUCAAUUGAUAGCCCCCAAGCUCCACCAGCAUACUAUAACAGCUCAGUCCCCACACCAUUAUUACCCUCUACCAGUCUCUCCAACCCCUUCUUACCCGAUUUCAUAAAAUCCACAAUGCAAGAUCCAUUCCAAUACAACAUCCCGCAAAUGGCACCUUCCUCCAAACCCCCUUCCCCAGGGCCCUCCCACCGCAAAACCUUCAUCUACGUCCUCCUCUCCUCGCUUACCGCCGGCCUCGCCACCCUCAUGUUCAUCACCGAAAUCGUAGCCCUGAACCUCCUCAGCGUCAACACCAAAAGCGAUCUCAUCAUCCUCCCUCGCACCGGCCAAUUCGCAUCCGUCCCUCCCUCUAGGUACGACAGUGACAAGGAUAGGAUUUACCUGGGCGUCGACAUCGACCGCUCCACUUCGAACUUCAUCAUCGCUGUGUCCUGGAUCUCGGGUACGCUUGCUAUCGUCGUUGCGAUUGCGUUCAGGGAAUGUGGAGGGCGGGCGUAUGGAGAAGCGAAAGAAGGACGGGAAAGGAUUUGGGCGGGGGUUAGGGUCGGCGCCGCACUAGGCAACGUGAUUACCGCUGCCGCUGGCGUGGUCUUUGUGUUCUUGAAGCAGAGCGGGGAGGGUAAGCGUUUGAAGAUAGUCCCAACUAUCUUCGAUGGGUGGCAUUAUGCGCGGGCGACGAGGGAGACGUGGUUGUGUGGGCUGAGGGAUUUGGAUGGGUUUGACAGGAGCUUUGCAAGGAUAGGUUGUGGGUUUGCGACGGCGGCCAGGUGGGAGCUUGUUCCGUUGUCGGCGCUGUCGAUUGUCCUGGUGGUGUUGUGCUUUUUGGUGAUGUGGAGGAAGACUUAGAAUGGUUCUUCCACUGCCUGCCUCCCAGCAUCGAGGAGUCUGUAAUCUGCCGUAUUUAGCGAAUUAGGACGUGGAAGCGACCAGGUGUUUCUGGGACAAGUUUCUCGAAAUUUGUCUCUGGAAGACUAGGUUAGGUAUUAUAUUAUGGAGUAUCAGGGUAUCACUUCUUCAUCAUCUAUAUGUCGGUUCCGUGGGCGU